This is a messenger RNA of Gossypium arboreum, 696 nucleotides long. Its product is annotated as secreted RxLR effector protein 161-like. Bases 1 to 696 code for a protein of 231 amino acids. The record is from RefSeq and is a predicted model, not a curated record. Lineage: Eukaryota; Viridiplantae; Streptophyta; Magnoliopsida; Malvales; Malvaceae. Gene Ontology annotation, molecular function: nucleic acid binding. The transcript has a single exon.
AUGAGUAAAAUUCCAUAUGCUUCUGCUAUUGGAUCUAUCAUAAAUGCCAUGUUAUGUACCUGUCCAGAUGUCUCAUAUACCUUAAGUAUGACGAGCAGGUACCAAGUAGAUCCCGAUGAAGGUCACUGGACCACAGUCAAGAAUAUCCUUAAGUACUUGAGAAGAACUAAGGAUACGUUCCUAAUAUAUGGAGGUGAGGAAGAGUUAAGUGUAAAAGGUUACACUGAUGCCAGCUUCCAAACCGACAAGGAUGAUUCUCGAUCGCAAUCAGGUUUUGUGUUUUGCUUUAAUGGUGGUGCUGUGAGUUGGAAGAGUUCAAAGCAAAGUACAGUAGCCAAUUUUACAACAGAGGCCGAGUAUAUUGCAGCCAGUGAGGCAGCAAAAGAAGCGGUUUGGAUCAAGAAUUUCAUCACUGGACUAGGGGUUGUUCUUAGCAUAUCAGAUGCUAUUGAACUCCAAUGUGAUAACAAUGGAGCCAUUGCACAAGGUAAAGAACCCAGAUAUCACCAGCGAUCCAAACAUAUACUUAGGCGCUACCAUCUUAUUCGAGAGAUUAUCGAUCGAUGGGAUGUAGAGAUAUGCAGAGUACCUACAGAUGAUAACAUUGCUGAUCCCCUGACCAAGUCUCUGACACAGCAGAAGCAUGAUUGUCACACUAAGUCACUUGGUAUUAGAUAUAUGAAUGAUUGGCCUUAG